Molecule: messenger RNA, 603 nt
Organism: Myzus persicae (green peach aphid)
Lineage: Eukaryota; Metazoa; Arthropoda; Insecta; Hemiptera; Aphididae
Exons: 2
Coding region: 164-586 (140 amino acids)
Source: RefSeq, a predicted model, not a curated record
UAAAUGCCGAGCGCUGCUAGUCAGACGUGUCAGAUUUUCAUUAUUCCAUAUUACAUUAAUACCUUUUGGUUAUUAUUAUGUUAGCCCAUCACGAUUUUAGAUUUACAUUUUACAUAUUUAUUAUUAUUAUGUAAACGUGACGUCGUGACUUGACUUUUGAAAAAUGCCGUGUUCAUGCUGUGUCGUGUAUUGCACAUCUGGCUACAAAUCAAACACUGAUAAAGUGUCAUUUUUUUUGUUUCCCAAAGUUACAGCUCUUAAAGAGAAAUUGAUAAAAGCCAUACCACGGGAAAACUUAGUUUUAAAUGAUAGAACAGUUGUCUGUGAAAAACAUUUCACUGAGGAUCAAAUUAUAAAAACGUGGGAGUCAGGUACUGGCUCCAAUAAAAUUGUGAUAAAUCUGAAACGUCCAAAGUUGGCUAAUGAUGCCAUUCCAUGCAUUUUCCCUGGACCGAAAUAUUUAUCAAAACCUGUCAAAAAACGAAAUCCUCCUACUAAGAGAAUGUUAGAAUUUGAAUCUAAAACUAUUAAACAGGUAAAUAUCCAUGAUUGUGGUGUUGUUAGAAAUUGGUUUAUUUUAAUAUGAUAAACACUAUUCUUUAG